This is a messenger RNA of Drosophila elegans, 1918 nucleotides long. It is a transcript of the gene RabGGTa, whose product is annotated as geranylgeranyl transferase type-2 subunit alpha. NCBI's taxonomy places the organism in Eukaryota, Metazoa, Arthropoda, Insecta, Diptera, Drosophilidae. Gene Ontology annotation, molecular function: Rab geranylgeranyltransferase activity. Gene Ontology annotation, cellular component: Rab-protein geranylgeranyltransferase complex; cytoplasm. Bases 85 to 1638 code for a protein of 517 amino acids. The record is from RefSeq and is a predicted model, not a curated record. The transcript has a single exon. Gene Ontology annotation, biological process: protein geranylgeranylation.
GGCCACACUAUUGCCGAACAGCUGUUGCUGCUGACUAAUUAUUAUCUUCGUUUUUCUAAAUACAUUCAACUAGAAUUAAAGGCAAUGCACGGGCGCGUGAAAGUAAGGACCACCGAGGAGGAGCGAGAGCGGAAGAAGAAGGAGCAGGCUCUAAAAGUCCGGGCCUACCGGGCCGCCAUGGGAAGGAUUCAAAAGAAACGCGAAGCGGGGGAGUUGGACAACGAAUUGCUCACUCUAACUGUUCAGAUUCUGCAGCGAAAUCCGGAUGUGAGUACUCUGUGGAACAUUCGCAGGGAGUGCGUGCUGGAGAAGCUGUCCAAACUUAAGGAUGAGCAGAAGAGAUCCCAGCAGGAAGAGGAGGAGAACCCUAAUCAAGAAGAGCUGCUGAAGGAGAAAUCCGAAGUUCAGGAGUCGUCCCUCGCCGACGACAAGGCCCAUUCCAUAUUCAUCUGCGAACUGGACCUCACGGAGCAGUGCCUGAUGGUCAAUCCCAAGUCCUACAACGCCUGGCACCACCGCUGCUGGACCCUGGAGCAGAAUCCCCGGGCGGAUUGGCAGCGGGAGCUGUUGCUGUGCAACAAGUACCUUAAGUUCGACGAGCGCAACUUCCACACGUGGGACUACAGGCGCUAUGUGACCGGAAAGGCCUCGGUGCCCGCAGCCCAGGAACUGGACUUCUGCACCGAGAAGAUCAAGGUUAACUUCUCCAACUACUCCAGUUGGCACCACCGGAGCCUGCUGCUCCCGGAACUCUAUCCCAACGAGCAGAGGGACCGGCCCAUGAGCGAAGAGAAGCUGCAGCAGGAACUGGAGAUGGUGCUGACGGCUGCCUUCACGGAUCCCAACGACAGCAGUGCCUGGUUCUACCAGCGAUGGCUGCUGGGCAGUGGCGCCCAGCUGGAUCGGGCUCCCAGAAUAGCCGCCUUUCGACUGGAGUCGCACGGAGCAGUCCUCGCUCUGGACAAACCCUAUCCAGAUCUUGGGCAACUGCAAACUGAGCUUGUCGGUGGCGAGCAGAAGGUGGUGUUGCAGUCCUGGCUGCCAGUUGAUUGCUCUGGAACCAGUUGGAAGUGCCAGCAAUCAUUCGAUUACCAAAAAAGCAGUACCUACACGCUUAAACUUUCCGAACAGGUGGUAAAUCUCUCAUCUCUUCCUCAUAGCGAAGAUGGGGCCUUUUACUUUGCGCCACCACAUGCCGCCGCCAGUUGCAGCACGGAACUCCUGGCCGAACUGCAAACUCAGCUUCAAUCCUGCCUAGAUCUGCUGGAAUUCGAGCCUGACAGCAAGUGGACUUUACUAACCAGCGCCCUGCUCAUGCGUGCCAUCGAUGUUUCAGCCAAUCACGAAAGGAGUUUAGCACACUUGGCCAAACUGGAGCAGGUGGACGCUUUACGCGAGGGAUACUACAAAGAUCUGGCUGCCAGGUGGACCGUGGAGUCGGAGCUGGCCAAUUGGCCUCAAACUGCUGGAUUUCCCAGGAGCUUUGCGUUGGCUGAGGACGUCGUGCUGGAAUCGCUGCCUUAUAGACAAUACUUUGUCAUAGCGGAUGAGUUAAAGUUGUCCACAAAACUCAGGGAGAAAUUGGGUGACCUAGUGCCGAAAACAUUUACAGACUUGAAGGUGCAGAAAGAUUUGUAGGCGGGAAUUUAUGUUUCAUCUUAAUAGGUUUCCAUUGGAAUAUCUUUAUUUCCCGUUCGAUGCAUUUUGAGCCUAUUUACAUGGUUGGGUAUCCUAAGAAAAUAUAGAUGGAUACAAUUAAUCCAUAAAUUUAUUCAAAUAAGCAGUUAUUCCUAUUUAUAAAUACAUUCUAUUGUAUGGACAAACUCGUUUUGUACAUACCUUGUGUAACCAUUAUUACGCUUUAUUAAUGCAAGUCCGGAAUGUAAGAUCGAUGCGUAAAUAUACAAAUUGUAAUAUA